CUUCAAUCAUACAGUAUUUAUUUAUUUAAUUUAAUCAGACAGAUCACUGAAGACGUUAUAGCUGUUAUGAAUGUUCGCCUUCUUCUAUUGGAAUCAACUAUUUUAUUUCUCAGUCGAGAAGCAUUUAGGAGAGCAUGUCUUUCCAAAACUGUCAAUCAUAACUGGACACAAGUCAUUAAUCUUCUGUGGCUCACAGUGCCAUUAUGCUGCAUUUUGAGCGCAAUAUUUGGCUGGAUAUGGCUAACUGUUCUGGAGAUACCAGAUCCGGCUAUUACCAGACACUACACAAUCGGUGUGUGGACUAUAAUUAUCAGUUGUAUCUUGGAAAUGCUGAUAGAACCUCUGGAUCUUGUUUCGCAGGCAUUCCUCUUUGUUAAACUGAGGGUGGUGCUGGAUACAAUACACGUACUGUUGCGUACGUGCAUCUUCAUAUCAAUAGUGGUGCUGUGGCCUGAGGGAGCUGUGGUUGCAUUUUCUGUCGCUCAAAUAUCGACUGUCAUCGUCCACAUUGCCGGCUUCCUAAUUUACUUCUCUCAUUACAUUAAUGAGCGCAAUAAUAGCAAGGAGGACGAUGCAAAAAGUGACUUUCCUUUCACCAGUAUGACUCAGUUUUUGCCACAAAUUCCCGAAGGACAGGCAGUUGUCGACUGGAAUCUGUGCAUCCUGACAUGGACGUUCAUGAAGCAAGGCGUGAUGAAACAGGUGCUGACAGAGGGCGAGAGGUACAUCAUGACUCUGUUCUCAGUGCUCACAUUCUCCGAGCAGGGUGUGUUCGACAUUGUCAACAACCUGGGUUCACUGGCUGCUCGACUUCUGUUCAGACCCAUAGAGGACAACGCCUACUUCUAUUUCUCGCAGCGCGUUCACCGGGAUACGCCCUUGCCGGAGCAAAGUUUGGCGCAAAUAACAGAAGCAUCAACUGUUCUGAGACAGCUGCUUCGAACGGUGGCGAGUAUAGGUCUGGUGAUCCUGGUGUUUGGCCAGGCUUACGCCCGACUGGCUCUGCUGCUAUAUGGUGGCAGCAGGCUGGCCACUGGUCUGGCUCCAUGGCUGUUGCGCGCGCACUCUAUGGCCAUUCUAUUCAUUGCCGUCAAUGGCACCACCGAGGGGUACUCGCUCGCCACUAUGGAUGCUAGUCAGUUGAAUAGGUUUAACAAAUGGAUGGUGAUAUUAUCGAUAGGAUUUCUGUUUGUAUCAUGGCUGCUCACUACGCUUUUUGGUAGCUUGGGCUUCAUUCUUGCCAAUUGUUGUAAUAUGGCUGCUAGGAUAACACACAGUAUUAUAUUCAUCAAAAAACAGUAUGAAAAGACUUAUUUUAAUCCUCUGGCAGGAUUGAUCCCAGGAAAACGAUUUCUGUCUACAUUAGUAUUUUCGUUUAUUGUCACUAUAUCAUCGGAGGUAAGCUAAUAAUUCCAAUCUUAUAUUUCUCUCAUGUUCUGAGGAUGAGUUUCAAGAAUCUAUUGUUCUGUUCUUUUGCACUAAGUAUUUCAAUAACAUAAUCU
This is a messenger RNA of Nilaparvata lugens (brown planthopper), 1502 nucleotides long. Its product is annotated as protein RFT1 homolog. Bases 67 to 1407 code for a protein of 446 amino acids. Gene Ontology annotation, biological process: dolichol-linked oligosaccharide biosynthetic process; glycolipid translocation. NCBI's taxonomy places the organism in Eukaryota, Metazoa, Arthropoda, Insecta, Hemiptera, Delphacidae. The transcript has 7 exons. The record is from RefSeq and is a predicted model, not a curated record. Gene Ontology annotation, cellular component: endoplasmic reticulum membrane.